CUAUUGGUCCCUGGCUACGUAGCGUGGAAAUCUGCCUUCGGCUUCAGAAUUGAGUCGCGAGGAGAGUUGUUUUGAAGGAUACUUUGGGGCAGGCGCGCCUUUCUUAACAGCGGGGUCUCAGGGAGCUGUUUUUGGUCUAGGAGGGAGCAAUUAGCCUCGCGGUGUGAUUUUUUUGGGGGGUGGUGAUUGUUGGUGCGUUGAUAUUUCAGUUAGGAAGGGAAGGAACAAAACCCCGCUGAGAUUUUUCUUUCUGUAACAUCAAAAUUCACUUCCCAGUUCAGGAAGAGAGAACCGUUUCUAUUUGUUUAUCCCCUUCUUCUGCUUCUUUCCCCUCCUCCAUUAGAAAGCCGAUGAUAAAGCUUAAAAUAUUGUUAUUUUUUAAAAGUUCAGGACCGCGCGUUCCCAUUUGAAACACAGGCUGAGUUUCAGGUGUUUUCACCAAUAUUCGAAGACCGGGGUGUUAAAAGUGGUUUUGUAUUCUUUUGUCUCCCUUUUAUUUAUAAGGAUGUUUGUGAAAGGACACCCAGCGUGUAGGAAAGUGUUUAGAAAGCUGUUGGGUUGGCCUGGUUUUGGGGUGACCUGUUCUGGAACAGGGAAAAGUUCGUCUAGGUGGCAAAUUCUUAGUCGAGGCAUUCACACCUCCCGUCAAAGAUGUACAAUAAUGCCGUCCUGGGUGAUUGACAGUUAUGGAAAUAAUGACGUCCUGCGAUUCACAGAUAAUAUGCCUUUUCCUGUAAUCAACUACCCUAAUGAAGUAAUUCUUAAAGUCCAUGCUGCAGGUUUAAAUCCCUUUGAUGUUAGCAUGCGAAGUGGCUAUGGAGCGUCUGCUUUAAAUAUGAGGCGAGAUCCAAUACGCAUCAAACCUACAGGCAGUGAAUUCCCUCUAACACUUGGCCGAGAUGUUUCUGGAGUUGUGAUGGAAUGUGGACUGAAUGUGAAAUAUUUCAGCCCUGGAGAUGAGGUAUGGGCAGCAAUUUCACCUUGGAAGCAAGGAACUUUAGCAGAAUUUGUUGUAGCAAGUUCCAAUGAGGUAUCCAGAAAGCCCAGGAAUCUCAGUCACAUUGAAGCUGCUUCUAUGCCUUAUGUUGGUCUGACAGCAUGGUCUGCAGUGAAAGAGGUUGGGGGUCUAAAUCAGAAUAAUUGUAGCAAUAAAAGAGUAUUGAUCUUUGGUGCAGCAGGUGGAGUUGGUACCUUUGUAAUACAGUUACUGAAGGCUUGGGGUGCUCACGUGACUGCAGUCUGUUCUCAGGAUGCCAGUGAACUGGUGAAACGUCUUGGAGCUGAUGAUGUGAUUGAUUACAAGUCUGGAAGUAUGAAAGCACAGCUCAAAAGAUUACCACCGUUUGAUUUUAUCCUAGACAGCGUUGGUGGAUCCACUGAACAAUGGGCUCCCAGUCUCCUCAAGAAGUGGUCGGGGGCCAAAUAUGUAACUUUGGUGACUCCCUUCUUAGUGAAUGUAGACAGGCUUGGUGUAGCAGAUGGCAUGCUUCGGAGUGGAUUGACCAUUGGUGCAAAAACAAUAAAGCAUCUUUGUACAGGAAUCCAUUACCAUUGGGCUCUAUUCAGUUCAAGUGGUCCUUCUCUGGAUGAUAUAACUGAACUUGUUGAUGCAGGAAAGAUACGCCCCGUAAUUGAUCAGGUUUUCUCAUUUUCCGAUGUUCCCAAGGCCUUCAAGAAGAUGGAAGAGGGGCAUGCCCGUGGUAAAACAGUGAUAGAUGUAAUUAAUAAAAAUUAAUGUUAUCUGCUCA
Molecule: messenger RNA, 1748 nt
Organism: Pogona vitticeps (central bearded dragon)
Lineage: Eukaryota; Metazoa; Chordata; Lepidosauria; Squamata; Agamidae
Gene: RTN4IP1
Product: reticulon 4 interacting protein 1
Cellular component (GO): mitochondrion
Molecular function (GO): zinc ion binding; oxidoreductase activity
Source: RefSeq, a predicted model, not a curated record